Hyalella azteca is the source of this 4677-nucleotide messenger RNA. RefSeq names its product solute carrier family 49 member 4-like. Gene Ontology annotation, cellular component: membrane; intracellular membrane-bounded organelle. The annotation marks the transcript as partial. The transcript has 9 exons. NCBI's taxonomy places the organism in Eukaryota, Metazoa, Arthropoda, Malacostraca, Amphipoda, Hyalellidae. Gene Ontology annotation, molecular function: transmembrane transporter activity. Gene Ontology annotation, biological process: transmembrane transport. The record is from RefSeq and is a predicted model, not a curated record.
AAUAAGAACUCCGGUACCCUUGCCAACUGGGGACCCAUCACAUUUGUGAUCUUUGUCAUCCCAACCUCGUGGGCUGUCAGCAGAUUUGGUUUCCGGUUCGUGACGGUAUUUUAUUCUGGUUGCGCCGCUUUCUCUCACGUCCUGCGAUGCACAACAGUCAACGAGAAACUUUUCACGGUGUUUGCGCAUAUAUGUGGCAUCUUUAAUGGUAUCUUGGGAACGCUCCUGCUGGCCGGGGCAGCCGUUCCGGCCUUAUGGUUCCCUGCCCACCAGCGCGUCACGGCCACAGCAUUUUCGCAGGUCUUGAAUCAAAUGGGGUCAGGAGCCAGCUUCAUGGAGCCGCUCAUUGUCCAGGCACCUGGGAACGACACCACCGUUGCAGAGAUGACUAAAGACCUAAGAACCCUCAUGAUAGUAGAGAUGAUAGUUGCGAUGUGCCUCUUCUUGCUGGUACUCAUCCACUUCCCAUCCGCUCCUCCAACCCCGCCAUCCCCUUCUUCUGCUGAGGACAGACUUGGCUUCUCUGAGGGUUUCAAGCAAAUUGCCAGGAAUGCUCGAUUCUGGCAGUUGGUCUUCUCGUACGCCAUUUUUACCGGCGUCUCCAUGGUCUGGCUCGGGGUCAUCAACUUUUCUCUGCAGGACUUAGGCUUCGACCAGGACGAGGCUGGCUGGAUCGGAGUUUACUGCAGUGUCUGCACCGGGGUAGUUUGCCUUGUGACGUCACGUGUCCUGGAUCUUGUAUACGGUCACCUCAAACUGGCGCUCAUCGGGGUGAUGGUGUGCAGCUCUUGUUUCUACAUUUGGUUUAUGUUGAUAUCCCUCGACGUCUGGCCUUCUACGAAAGCCCAGGUCUACAUCACCGUCCUGGGAGGCCAGUCCUUUAACUUUGCCAGCUCGCCGAUUUUUUUCGAGCUGGCAGUCGAAUCAGUCUACCCCAGCCCAGAAAACAGCGUUGGCGCAAUUUUGACUCUUUCUAACAACUUCGUAGCGGCCCUAUUCUUGUUCCUUUUCUACAUUCCCUCACUAUCUCAAGACGAGAACAACACAUGGAUGACGUACGUCUUAGUAGCCAGUAACGUCUGCGUCCUCAUUCCAGUUCUGCUCUUCAAGGAGGAAUACAAAAGAUCCAAACUCGACAGAACGUCACUGAACGCAGCGUCCUAGUAAUUCGUACAUUUCCACACUAAUUACUGAAAUCUGUUCUUUUUGCGCUGGCAACUUACCAUUCAAGGUAAUAUGACACGCUAAAAAGGAAGUAAAAUUUUUCUCUUUUUGAGAAAAAAUACGACGGAUAUCAGUCAAAAUACGAGGCUUCUUUAUAAAAUCUAAAUCUAAACACAUACUUGGAUGAUUAGCUUAGUUUUUAUUUUUAAAAUCUAAUAACGUCUCACUGCCACGUUAAUCCAAACUUGCUUGACCAAAUCCCUUCAAGUUAAAUUCUUUUUGAAGAAGCGUGCCCUUCACUUCGGUACAUCAAUCUACAAGAUGCCAAAUAUUGGAUUUUACAGUAACGAAAAUUUUUAAGUUCGACAAGUGAUCGAAAUUUUCAAAUUGAUUUUCCAUUCUGGAAACUAGGUUCAAUUUAUGGUACACAAUGUGAAUAUGAUAACAUCUACAUGUACAAAUAUGAUAACAUAACAUCUACAUGUACAAAUCCUAGAAAUUUAUUAAAUAUCGAAUAUGUAGAUGUCGGUUUAAAAGACAGCUGCUACACUAGCGACUGGCGAUAAUGAAUGAGUACAGCUUCCACUCUCUCGCAAAACAAUUAUCUAAUCACAUCCCGAUUUUCAGUAGCACUUGCACCAAAAAUGCAACUAAUCUCUCCAUUCGAACUAAUGUUGGCAAGAUAAACUUUAAGAUGUAAGAAAAACUCUUGAAAUUUCGCUAUUAAGAAUAAUAUUUAUACUUCUAAUUCCUAAUGUUUUAUGAGAAUAUUCUCAUAUUCCCGAAUGAUGCGCUUCUCUUGUGAAUGUUGAAAACGAGAACUGCGCUGACUUCAAAGCAUCGAGCAAAAGAUGCGUUUCGUGGCCACCCUUCAUCACGUCUUGUAUAUCAAGUGGCCACUAAAUCAAGUGAUGGCCACUAAAUCAAGUGGCCAUCUAAAUUAAUUCAAUCUAAAUUUAUAUAUUUGGUGUGGCUUCAGUGAGCGGGUAGAUUGAUUUAUUCAAAACGUGAGUUAAUACGCGUCGCAGUUAUCGGACGAAAUAAGCUGUCAAAUGAAUUGAGAUAUAAUACCAAUGUUCGUUAGGUCACAAUGAGUGAUGGCAUGCACACGAAACGCAGGUACAAUUCUCCAGUAGGCUACCUGCUUGAAGUUUUUCCUUUAGUUCCUGCAACAAAAAUUCAAAAUUUUUGGACGACAGAUUAUUAGCAGUGACUACAGUUUUGAGAUCAAUUGAUAAGUUAACUCAAAUAAAUUUUAACGGUUACAUCGCUUUUCGCAACAAGCAGCAAUGCUGCUAUCAUCUGUUGGUUGAUAAACUAUCUGUUGAUUCAAAAAUUUUGUCGUACGCAUUUCAUCCUGGAUUAAUAAAAUCAAACGUCUGAUCGUCAUUCGAAGAUCACGCCGAUACCAGAACAAUGUGGUCCUAAAAUAAUUUUAAUUACGUUGAAAGAAUAAAAAUAGCAACAGAGUCUGUCAAUUGUAUGGGAAUAAUUUUUCCCUCAGAAUUCUCUGGACUUUUGUUAAUUGUUCACCAUUUCUUGUUACAACUUAAGCGUUUUCAUGACGAGAUGCAUGAUUUUUCCAAAGAACAGAGUUCAAAUAUUGAGUUCCAACAACUUUCCACAUGUAAUUUUUUCGACCGGAUCUUGCGCUCAUAAAUUUUAGCCACAGUUUCGCAAGCGAAAGCCUAGAUGACUCAUUGAGAGAUUUUAUUCAACAAGAAAGCAACAUGUUGAAACCGAAUUACACUUCUAUUAAAAUAGUAACACGACAAAGUGAAGGGAAUGUAUUCAUAUGUGAAUGUCUUUGUAGCAAUCAUCCCUCCUUCUUGAUUUGAUCCACUAAAGAAAUAGCUCAUUUCUUCCACCUGGUUAGAUAAAUUUUGCCGAUUCAGUUCAUCACAGCUCUGUAACCGAAAAAAUGAAAUUUGCUUAUUGGAUUUCAACUCGGCAUCUCCAUAACCUCUGUGUACCUCGACAGCUUCCGAUCCGGCAUUAGCUACCUGAUCUUUACAUGUUAGACAUACAGAAACUAAUAACAGAAUACUUACAAGGAGAACAGAAGUUCUAGAUCUUGACGUGCGAUAGCCGAGCCAAUUCUAAUAAUAGUCAUCAGUUCUAGAGCGAAGUCACUUACUAGAAUAAAUAACGCAAUGCGAUGUACAAGUAAGCAGCGCUACAGCAGAAAUUUCACGACGCAUAGGACGCAUAGAAAUUUCACGACGUCGUGCUCGGCUAAAGGAUUGACAUGUAACCGUAGGAUUUAUUUUUUUUGUUGUUGUUCUCAUUUGGCCAAGACAUAAUUCCAAGGUUUUAUCAUUUUUUAUCCGACUGAUGCAUCACAGGCAAAUUUUGUUCCUAUAUACGUUUAUUAUUCCACAUGCAGUCAGUUAUAAUAUCAAAUGUACCCGACAAUAUCUGUCUCUUCUGGACGUGACAAUGAAGUUUGAUUUAAAAUUUAAAUCAAUUAUCUGGAAAAGUAGCAAGAUAUAAGUAAGAUUAUGCUGUAAUCGUCAAGUGCCGUCAUACAUAAUUAGACAAUGCAUGCAGUUAAGCAUUAAGGUUUGCUUAUAUUGAGUGUGAUCAACCAUUCAUUCAUAUGAGCGCAGAAUCCCUGACAAACUCUUAUUCAGAAAGGUUAACUCAAAUGACAAAUCGCUGAAGUAAGCGAAACUAUAAAAACCAUUUACAAUAAAAAAAUAAUAUUUAUGGGUUCAACUGUUGAUAGCGAAUUUUCGUUUCAAAUGAUUUAAAAUAUUUCAAACGAAUUGUUUAUUCUACAAAAGUUAGUAUCGUUAAUAAAUUCAAAUUUCUUAUAAUUUUCUGACUGCAUUCUAAUUUUAAACUAAUUUUAGUAAGUUGUGACACUUGAUUCUUUAGUUGACGUAUCUGUUCACUGUAGAUUGAGCAUCUUCAUAGUUAUGGCCGCGACAUUCUUAAUUAAGGAAUUCAGUUGUGCUCGAAUACAUUCUUGGCCGUGAAUGGUAGCUUUUGAUCAUAAAUUUUCAAUAAUCCCUAAAGCGAGGAUACUUGGUGUGUGCAUGUGGCUCGCAAAACCAUCAAAAGGUGACUGUUCCCGCCUUCCAGUCGACUUCAUAAAGUGAUAUUCAUAUGUUAAUAAAUAAAUAACAUAAAAAUAUUGCUGUGGGCUUGCACCAAAGUCAACUAGGCCCAAGCAUCAGCGCGAUCGUAUACUUGUCAUGGCCUGUGGUCGCCUUUCGAACCCAUUCGUAUCUUUUUUUUUCCGUAGAGGAAGUUAAAGUGCACUGUAGUUGAACAUUCACUGUUCCAAGCUCCAAGCUUCACGGAUCAAGACACGAAGUUCUAGUUCAAGUUCCGAAUUCUGAGUUCUGUAAUUUCCUCCGUCAAGACAUGUUCCUCCAUCUAUCAUGCGGUCUCAUGAAUGCAGUAAAUUAGUGGCCAGUUACAUUUUAGCAAAGCUAUCGCCAAAUAGUGGCCAAAUAUCUGUCAAACAAAUGUAGUGAGUGAGGGGGGGGGCAGUCAAAUUUUAGA